AGGGGCGGGGCUCACCAAGGCCACUCACAACUGACCUGUAUAUAAAGUGAAGGCUUCAGACUUCCUCGCCAGACGUGGACAACGCUCUGAUCAGCACUCGACCAUCAGCAUGAGAAUACUGGUGUUGGUGGCUAUAGUGGGCGUGUGCAGCGCUGCGCCCCAGUUCGUACCCGCCCCUCCCGGCCUGCUGGAGUUUGGUGUGGACGCUGAAGGCUGCACGGUGGGGCCCUCUGGCAAGGUCUGCCCAUCUGGGCCCGUCCAGUUUACCAGUGCGGCUCAAGGCGUACCCCAGCCAUUCCAGCCUGCCCCGCCGCGCCCCGCUGCGCCUCACCAUGCCCCGGCUGGGACAGCCUUCACUGGGCUGGUGGGUCCCUCAGGAGUGAUUGGGCCCUCCGGUCUGGUGGGCCCCUCGGGACCCGUCGCCUUCGGCAAGUAGGAUCACGACUCUAAUUCAAGUCUCUGAACUUAUGUAAGGAAAUUGUACAAAUAAAUUGUUAUUGUUU
Molecule: messenger RNA, 503 nt
Organism: Procambarus clarkii (red swamp crayfish)
Lineage: Eukaryota; Metazoa; Arthropoda; Malacostraca; Decapoda; Cambaridae
Product: cuticle protein CP1158
Source: RefSeq, a predicted model, not a curated record